Pelagomonas calceolata is the source of this 2894-nucleotide messenger RNA. Lineage: Eukaryota; Pelagophyceae; Pelagomonadales; Pelagomonadaceae. The record is from the annotation of a GenBank genome assembly.
GGUCUCGCGCCGCUCGGUCCUUGUGCUGCGCUGUUAGCGUAAUACGAGCUUCCAGGCCAAUCAAGCGCUUGCUGUGGCAAUAACUUGCUGCCGCAACGCGCGCGCUGCGAGGUUACUGUUAGCAGCGAGGUCCGAAACCGUCUGAGCUCACAGCUGGUAAUUGAUGAGCCGCCGCAGCGCCUCGCCCGCCGAAGACGCGAUCCACGACCUCCUCCAGACCAUGUCCCAGAAGGAGCGCGACGCGCGCUACGACGCCAAGCACAAGCAGCUCUGUGUAAGCGUGUCGCGGGCCCUCGAGAACGCGGCCUGGACGCUCGACGAGUUCUGCAACAACGACGCCGACCGCCAGACGGCGUGGACCUGUGUUGACAUCAAAAUUUUACGGCGCGUUCGUGCUGAAUCGUCGCGUCGACCUCCACGCCAUCGACGCGACGCCUGCUCGAUGGCGUGGCGAUGCCGGUUCCUCACCGCUCGACCGAGCCAGGACGGCCGCGUCAUCGCCGAGAAAUGACUUAAGUGCACCCGACGCACUGGUUGAUUUCCACACAGGUCUGGACCGAGAUCAGCGACGGCGCGCAGCGCAUGUUGGGGCAGCUCGUCGCCGCGGGCCGGCCGCGCGCGAGCAACGCGACGGAGCCCUCGGGCGCGUCGAGCGCGCUCGCCUUCGCGCCGCCGUCGCCCUCGAACCGCGACUCCGGCGGCACGGCGCCGGUGCCGGGCCGCCUGAGCGACGACGGCGCCGCGCCAACCACCCAAGCCGACGCGCCGCGGCCGUCGACGGGGCCCCACGGCACGCUGCGCAAGGGCGGGGCCGUCGCGCCGCGGCCGGCGUCGCGCCAGCUCGAGGAGGACCCCAUCGAGGACAGCGACGCCUCGCAGUCGCCGCGGGCGCCGCCGCCGGAGCCCUCGCAGCAGAGCGUCAUCGAGAUCGACGACGACGACGCCGCCGCGCCGCCCGCCGAGGACGAGCACGAGUGGAGCGACGACGACGCGGCGCCGGCCGCCCCGCCGGCCGAGGACGACGAGGAGGACGAGUGGGAGGACGACAUCGCGGAGCCGCCCGCGGCCGCCCCCGAUGUCGACGAACCGCCGGCCGCCGAGGAAGAAGUGAUGGUGGCCGUGGCCGACGAUGACGACGAGGAGGAGGAGGAGGGGCCCAAGUUCCGCGUCGGCGACUCUGUCGUCGACGGCAGGACGGGCGAGGUGGGCCAGAUCGUCGCCAAGACGACGGGCUGGUGGAAGCUCCAGAUCCCGAGCUCCGACAAGGCCGUGUCGCGGCGGUCGAAGGAGCUCACGGCCCCGCCGCCGCCCGAGGCGGCCGAGGACGACGAAGAAGAAGAGGAGGAGGCCGCGCCGCCGCCGCCGGCGCCCGAGGAAAGCGAGGAGGAAGACGAGGAGGAGGCUUCGCCGCCGCUCGCCGCGCGGCGGCCGGCGAGGGGCCGGGCACCGGAGGCCGCGGCGCCGGCGCCCCGCGCGCGGCCGAAGCGCGGCCGCGCCGCCGCCGAGGCGCCUCCCGAGGAGGACGAAGAGGAGCCGCGCGAGCGCACGAAGCGCGGUCGCGCCGCGGAAGAGCCCGAGGAGAGCGAGGACGACGAGGAGGACUCGCCGCCGCUCGCGGCGCGCCGGCCGCCGCGGCGCGCGGCGGGCGGCGCGGCCGCCGCGCCCGUCGCCGCGCCCGCGAAGAAGAAGAAGCCCGCGCGCAAGGCGCCGCCGCCGGCGAAGCCCGCAGCGAAAGCGCCGCCGGCGAAGCCCGCAACGAAGGCGCGCGGCAAGGAGAACGCCGCGCCCGCGCCCAAGAAGCGCCCGGCCGCGGCGCCCGCCGCGGCGCCCAAGCGCGCGCGGACGCAGCCCGGGCCGGCGCCGCGCUGGGGCCACUCGGCCGCCGUGCUGGAGGACGGCGCGACGAUGGCGAUCUGGGGCGGAGAGGGCGACGACAAGGCGGUGCACCUGUACCGCGUGGCCACGGGCUGGGAAUCCAUGCUCGGCGGCGGUGACAUACCGGACCCGCGCGCCUGGCACGCGUCCGUUGCGUCGGGGUCGCGGCUCGUCGUCUUCGGCGGCGACGCGUCGGGCGACGGGCGGCCCGUGCGCGAUAGCACCACUAAAGUGUUCGACAUCGACGAGGGCGAGUGGACGGCCGAGGAGUGCGCGGCGCGGCCCCAGGCGCGGUUGGGCCACGCUUUACUAUCGCUGCGUGAUAGCGAAGGCCAGGAAUGCGUCGCGGCGCUGGGCGGCCUGCGCGGGCGCGACGACGGUAUCACGACGACCUGCGACGCCCUGCAGAAGCGACUCAAAAUCAAGGGCUCCGUCCCCAAGGGCGAGGCUCCGAAGCCGCACGCGCACGGCUGCGCGGUCGUGUUACGAAACGGCGCGAAGGCCGUGGUCUGGACGGGGAAGCCGUUAUCUAAGGGCGACAAAGACACGCCGUCGAACAAGGUCUUCGUGCUGGAGCGCGACGCCGCCGGCGACGCGUGGACGUGGACGCGGAUGCAGUUCGUCAUGGGCGACAAGCCGUCGUUCCGGAGCAAGGCGGCUUGCUGCAUGCUGCCGGACGGCAUCUCCGUCUUAGUCCACGGCGGGCUCGACGAAGAUACGGGCGCGGUCCUCGGCGACGCGUUUAUCCUGGACACGCGGCUCUGGGAGUGGUCGCGGGCGCCGAAGCGCGUCGAGAGCGCCUUCGGCGCGCGGGCCGGCCACUCGUUGGUGUGCGUGCGGGACGGUGACACGCACAUGCUCCUGGCCUUCGGCGGCCGCGGGGCCGACGGGCUUACGGAGCGGGCGGAUCUUGCCAAGGUCGUGGUGGACGAGAGGACAUUCAAAGGAUGUGCCGUGCCGCCGAGGACGAGCGCCGUCUUCUGAACCUCCCCCCUCCCCGACGUAAAAGUGUAUUCAAC